AUGACACAAGAGUGGAACGAUGAGGAUGAAGAGCUCAACUUUGUGAGAUUGUGUCAGGAGUUUGAAGGUUUGGUUCAAGGAGAGCUGAGAAGAGUUGAGGAGUUUGAUAUCUCUUCGAGCGAUGAAGUGGAAGAGAUCGAGGAAGAACCUACUGAUGGUUUGAUGGAGUGGUACCAAGGAUGGUGGUUCUUGGAAACAGAAGUUGAAAGAAGUGUGAGAAUGGUUUCUGAAGGAGAUGAUGUGAGAAGAACAGCAAGAGAAGUGGAUGCAUGUGAGGUAGUGCUCGACAGUGGAGCUGACUGCCAUGUGUUGCCUAUGGAUUGGGCAGAAGAAGUCGGAGAAACUUCGAACUUUGAGUACCAUCUGAAAGAUGCGCAAGGGAAAGUGAUCCCAACGUUGCCUGUGAGGCAGAAUGUGACGUUUGUUUUCACGAAGGAGCCUGGAAAGAAGUUGAAGAUCACUGACAGUGCUGUUUGCGGCAAUGUCACCCAACCUUUGUUUGCGGUAGGAAAGAUGUGGAAGCUAGGUUGGGGUACGGUGAAUGAAGAUGGAAGAUUGUGGUUGAAGAAAGGAAGUGUUCGGAUACCGAUAUACUUCAAAAGGAAUUCCUCAAUGGCGAGGAUGUGUAUACGGAGACUUGAAGGAGAAGAGAUGACGGUACAGCCUGUGAGGCUGGAGCGAGAACUGAAGAAUGAGUUGAAGAGCAAAGAAGAUGAAGAUGGUUGGUUUGUGCUAAAUGACGGCACGCCUGCAAGGUUUGAUUGGUUUAUGGGGAAGACGUUUGACCCAACGGGAAAGAUGAAAAGAAGUGGAGAAAGAGUGUUGAAUGAAGUGGAUUGGAAGAGUAUGGAUUUCUUUGAGUGUACGGAGAUCUGGAAGGAUCGCGAAAGAGUGCAACUUGGGGCAAGUCCUCAAGCAAGGUUUGAGGUGAUGGUCACCUUGUUGGAAAAAGGAUUGAAGGAACCGAGCGACUAUGGGUUGCUCACGAAUUUGGAAGAGCUUGAAAGAGAACUGGCACAAGAAGGAGUGCCAAUGGAGGCAUAUCAGCCGGAGCUUUUGCAACUUUCGGUUGGAGCUCCAUGGGAUCAUCAGCUGAAGGCUUUGAGGUUUAAGAAGAAGAGAAUUGUGCCUAUUGAUGAUGGGCCAGGACUGCCAAGAUUGGCGGUGGAAGCUGACAAAAGAGUAGAAGAAGAAAGGAGAAGCGAGCCUUCGCCGCCAAGCGACCGCCAAGGAAGCUCAAGUUCUUCUAGCAAGAGUUCGUCGCUAUCUGGAGCAACGCAAGAAGCAAUGGACGACGAGAGCGAUGACGAUGACGAUGAUCCAGGAGAGGUGAGAACAAAGAGAAAAGCAGAAGAUGAAUUGGUGCCCGAUGAAAUGACGUUGGAAGAGUUUCAAAGAGAAGUUGCAAAGAGGAAUGCAGAAGAAGAAGGAGAAGGUUCACCAAAGAAAGAACCAAGAGUAGACGAAGGAACUGGAGAGGUAGAAGAAAGAGUUGAAAAAGUGCCGAGACUUGGAGACGAAGCACGAGGAAGCGCGGCACGAGUGGAAUACCACAUUCGGAGAUUCGCCAAGAGCGAAGAUCCCGAAGAGCAUGGAGAUGAGUAUGUUGAUCUCGACGAGACCCAGUUGUUUCUGGAAGAAAGUCGAGAGUUCCAGAGCAAGUGGAACGAGAAGGUGUGUGAGACAGAAGAGGACCUAACGGUUACUUGGUCUCACGAGUAUGAUGAUGGGCAACCAAAGUUGGAAGAUGAAGAUUUGGAAAAGGUG
Molecule: messenger RNA, 1767 nt
Organism: Symbiodinium sp. CCMP2592
Lineage: Eukaryota; Dinophyceae; Suessiales; Symbiodiniaceae
Source: the annotation of a GenBank genome assembly